AUGAGAGCUGUUCUUGCUUCUUCUUGGCAUGUCCUGGAACAACCCCCGCCGCCCACUCUUCGCGAGAUUCUCGAAGCAUACAAGGCCAAAGGCGACGGCGACCGAGAAAUGUUGCUAGCCAUGUUGAACGCCAAGAGCUCAGAAGACCAGCGUCUCGCGUCUUAUGCGACAUUACAUCGCACCAUGCUUGACAUGUAUCAAGCGCCUUUUGCUCAAUCAGCUACCACCGUCCUGCCGCUACACAUUCCAGACAGCCAUCAUUCUCAAGCAUAUUCACACGCACAUCCCUUCCCGUCACCACCGGCAUCCUACCACCAUUCACCCCCUCCGUCGUUUUCGCAGCCAUUGCAUCACGACAAUUCACGCCAACACCGGACUCACUCGAGUCAGGACAGGAGUACUCUGCCUUCGUCCUCAAGCCAACCGAUCCGUAAACGGCGUCGAACGUCACGGUCACCUCCGCCACACUCACGGGCGAGGCUUUCUCCCUCAGAAGAGCCUAUGUCAGCCCAUGCAAACGAUCUCCCUCCUUCACCAUACUCGUCGGCGUCUUCGGCACAGAGCAGCGGUGGUUCGCCUCGCUCUCGAGAGUCGAUGGCCAUUAACUCGCUGCUUCUUGACUCACGUUCGACGCUUCGAGAUGAAGACGGGCCGACACGGAAACUAAGUUCAGAACGGAGUACGACGAUGGCUUUCCGGGAGCGAUAA
Molecule: messenger RNA, 708 nt
Organism: Dichomitus squalens LYAD-421 SS1
Lineage: Eukaryota; Fungi; Basidiomycota; Agaricomycetes; Polyporales; Polyporaceae
Exons: 4
Coding region: 1-708 (235 amino acids)
Source: RefSeq, a predicted model, not a curated record